CUACAUGUCUAGUCUAUGUGUUCUCUGGUCAGUGGUAGGAAGUACUACUUCCUCAAUACAAUGUUGUUCGUCCAAGUCAUUGUAUUGAGCGACAAAGAAUAAAUAAGUUUUGAGGCCGAGUAUAUGAAUUGCUACGUGCAAUGGAUGAUAUUUCCACAGUUGGCAGCACGACGGAAGAGCAAACUUCUUCGGAGACUGCAACAGCGACUGGAAGUGCAGCUAAAGAGAAAAGCGACAAUACCGACUCAAACUCUCCAGUGGUGACCACUGCAGCGCCACCAACAAUGGAGAUUAAAGCUGCAAGUACAAUUGGAAGUAGCAGCAACAUAUUAAAUGAAACAACCAUAACCACUACAAGCGAAGCAAUAGGAGCAAUAACGAAUCAGCAUCAACAGAAGGACAUCUAUCAACUGGAGGCUUUGGCCUCGGCAACAAUGAAGCGAUCGACAACUUCCUCAACUGAUGCAAUCAGCUAUAUUAAUGCAACAAACGAUGACACCUACAAGCCGCAGAAGCUCUUUAAAGAGCACGACUUCACUUGGCAUGCUAGCCGCCACCUGAGCAAUAGACUAAGGUGAUGGUGGCAUACUCGGUUUAUCUGGAUGUCACAUUCUCUGGGCCCUGCAGAAUGUUCAGCACGAAAAUAAGGAUUGCAAGCAUGAUCAUUUCGUCAAAAAUAUUAACAAUUAUUAUAUUUGUAUUUGUCCUAUAUCUUGUUGAGAAAUCCACAGCAGUUCUGGACGUUACACACUUUGGCCCCCCGCAGAAUGUUCAGGCAUGAACAUAUGAAUAUACAAAGAUCGUAUACAUACCUCCGACGCACUCAACGACUAGCAGGUAAUGCGCUGGGAAAAGAUAAGGGUCACAUGUACGGACUCUAUAAAUAGACAAAUGGACACCAACCUUUGCAUCCCCGGAGUCAGAUUAUGUAAGAGGCGAACGCUGAGCCUUACAUCCUCAGCUAUAGGAUAAGAAUAGCUAAUAGACACACGCGGAGCCUUACAAACUCUGCGAUAAGAUAAGAACAUGUAAUAGACCAAUGCUGAGCCUUACACAUUCAGCAAUAGACGCACUAGAUUUAAGGGU
Molecule: messenger RNA, 1086 nt
Organism: Drosophila mojavensis
Lineage: Eukaryota; Metazoa; Arthropoda; Insecta; Diptera; Drosophilidae
Exons: 2
Coding region: 141-578 (145 amino acids)
Source: RefSeq, a predicted model, not a curated record